AUGUCUCAGCAGGCUUCCUGCAUCCUUCUCAAGUUCCUGGGUCUGCUUGGGCUGGUUGGUGCAGUCACCAGAACAUACUACAUUGGGAUUGUGGAAGAGUACUGGAACUAUGUGCCUCAGGGGAAGGACGUUAUUACUGGGAAGAGCUUCUCAGAAGACAAACUUGCAACCUUAUUUCUUGAACGCGGGCCCAACCGGAUAGGCGGCAUCUACAAGAAGGCGGUUUACAGACACUUCACAGAUGGCAGCUACUCCACGGAGAUCCCCAAGCCCCCCUGGCUCGGGUUCCUGGGCCCCAUCCUGAGGGCAGAAGUGGGCGACGUGAUCGUUAUCCACCUGAAGAACUUCGCUUCCAGACCUUUCUCGUUGCACCCGCAUGGCGUCUUCUACAACAAGGAUUCCGAAGGAGCUUUAUACCCAGAUGGGACAUCUGGGAAGAACAAGGAUGAUGAUAUGGUCCCCCCUGGCCAAAACUACACCUAUGUCUGGCCCGUGAGAGAAGAGUAUGCACCCGCCCCAGCAGACGCCAACUGCCUGACCUGGGUGUACCACUCACACAUUGAUGCCCCUAAGGAUAUCUGCUCUGGGCUAAUUGGGCCCCUGCUGGUGUGUAAGCAAGGUGUAUUGAACAGAUACUCAGGGAUGAGGACCGAUGUGGACCGAGAGUUCGUUAUCAUGUUCACUCUCGUGGAUGAGAACCAGAGCUGGUACUUGGAUGAAAACAUCCGGCAUUUCUGCACUGCCCCGAACUCUGUUGACAAGAGUGAUGCUGUCUUCCAGAGGAGCAAUAAGAUGCAUGCCCUCAAUGGAUUCCUUUUCGGAAACUUCCCCGAGCCCGAGAUGUGUGUUGGUGAAUCUGUGUCCUGGCACCUGUUUGGGAUGGGGAAUGAGAUAGACAUCCAUUCCAUCUAUUUUUAUGGUAACACCUUCAUCACCAGAGGGCACCGGGCGGAUGUUGUCAACCUGUUCCCAGCCACCUUCCUCACAAUGGAGAUGAUAGUGGAGAACCCAGGAAAGUGGAUGAUAACCUGCCAAGUCAGCGACCAUCUGCAAGCUGGUAUGCUGGGGCAGUACAGCGUGGGUAACUGCAGAGGCAGUGCCCCUCACCCGAAGAUGCGGGGCCAACAGAGGCACUACUUCAUAGCAGCCGAGAAAGUCCUCUGGGACUACGGCCCCCAAGGCUACGACAGGUUCACAGGACUUCCCCUGAAUGCAUCUGGCAGCGACUCUUCAGCGUACUUCACACAAGCGGAAAACAGAAUAGGAGGGAGAUACUGGAAGGCUCGGUACAUGGAAUAUGUUGACGCCACUUUCAGCAGAAGGAAGGUGCCCUCCGACACUGAAGCCCAUCUUGGAAUCCUUGGUCCAGUCAUCAAGGCAGAGGUGGGUGAUACCUUACUUGUGACCUUUGCCAACAAAGCUGACAAGGUCUACAGCAUUUUACCUCAUGGUGUGUUCUAUGACAAGGCAUCCGAUGCAGCUCCAAAUAUAGACGGAUUUCUGAAACCAGGGGCUCACGUCAAGCCAGGCGAAACCUUCACCUACAGGUGGACCGUGCCCGAGAGCGUCAGCCCGACGGACGAAGAUCCCCCCUGCCUGACCUAUCUUUACUUCUCAGCAGUGCAGCCAAUUAAGGACACUAGUGCUGGGCUCGUAGGGCCUUUGUUGGUCUGUAAAAAGGGCUCCCUCAAUCCUGAUGGGACACAGAAAGGAAUAGACAAGGAAUUUUACCUACUGUUCACGGUCUUUGAUGAGAACCUCAGCCGGUAUCUUGAUGAAAACAUCCAGAAGUUUGCUUUGUACCCCUUCAGUGUUGACAAAGAAGACAAGGAGUUCAUUAAGUCCAACCAGAUGCACGCUGUCAAUGGCUACAUGUAUGGCAGCCAGCCAGGCCUAAGCAUGUGCAAGAAGGACAGGGUUUCCUGGCACUUGAUUGGAAUGGGCACGGACACAGACAUGCAUGGAGUUUAUUUUCAAGGCAACACCAUCCACCUACGAGGGACUCACCGUGACUCCCUGGCUCUGUUCCCCCACAUGGCCACAACGGCGUUCAUGCAGCCAGACCAUGCAGGUAUUUUCAAGGUGUUCUGUUCCACCUUGCACCACUUCGUCAGAGGCAUGGGUCAGAUCUAUGAGGUCAGCAGCUGUGGCAACAGGGACCCUUCUGAGCCGCCCUACGGGAUGCUAAGAACCUUUUUCAUCGCCGCUGAAGAGGUAGAAUGGGAUUAUGCCCCUAACAAAAACUGGGAGUUCGAAAAGCAGCACUUGGACGCAGGAGGGGAAAGGCACGGGGACAUAUUUAUGAACCACACUGAAAACUGGAUUGGCUCUCAGUACAAGAAGGUUGUUUAUAGGGAAUACACAAAUGGAGAGUUUGUGGAGAUCAAAGCCAGGCCGCCAAGAGAGGAGCACCUGCAACUCUUGGGUCCAAUGAUCCAUGCUGAGGUGGGGGACUCCAUCCUCAUCAUCUUUAAGAACAAAGCCAGCCGGCCCUAUUCCAUCACAGCCCAGGGUGUGGAGGACUCGGACAGUGGGAAGCGUUUGGAAGUGCCUGUCACAAAGCCAGGAGAAAUAAAAACGUACAGAUGGAAUGUCCCCAAGAGAUCAGGUCCUGGGCCCUCUGAUCCUAAUUGUAUCCCAUGGGUGUACUAUUCAACAGCAAACUUUGUGAAGGAUACGUACAGCGGUUUGAUGGGGCCUCUGAUCACAUGCAGAGAAGGGGUGCUGAACGAAAACGGGAGGAGGAGCGACGUCGACUAUGAAUUCGCUCUGCUAUUCCUGGUCUUUAAUGAGAAUGAGUCCUGGUAUCUGGACGACAAUAUUAAGAAGUAUCUCAACAAAGAUCCCCGGGACUUCAGGCGCACCGACGAUUUUGAAGAGAGCAACAAGAUGCAUGCCAUUAAUGGAAAGAUAUUUGGAAACCUCCCUGGCCUCAUAAUGACUGAAGACACAAUGACUAACUGGUAUUUGCUGGGACUAGGAAGCGAAGUGGACAUCCACACCAUCCAUUACCAUGCAGAGAGCUUUCUGUUCAAAAUAGAUAAGUCCUACCGAGAAGAUGUGUAUGAUCUCUUUCCCGGGACGUUUCAAACCAUUGAGCUGUUUGCUGACCACCCAGGGACGUGGCUCCUACAUUGCCACGUGUCUGACCACAUUCAUGCGGGCAUGGAGACCACCUACACUGUCCUCAGGAACAUAGACAACAGGGUUCCAUAUUCCACCAAGUCCCCCUCUGGAGCAGGAUCACAUGCAUCCACAGUGCCUUCCUCCAAAGAACAACCUGGCAACGAAAAUCUCUAUUUCUUUGGCAAGAAUCUGAGCCCAAGAGGAGCCAAGGCAGCCCUGGUCAUCCUUUUCAUCCUGGGACUCCUCCUCCUGGUUAUCACGGUGAUCCUCUCCCUCAGACUCCAUUCUGCAAGGAGGCAGGUGGCUUACAGGGAAGUCCAGUCCUGUGCCCUCCCGACAGAUGCUCUGUGAAUGCUCUGGCCUUCCUCAGCAGGACAGGUCGGGUUCCGUGGCUGGCCACACAGUGGCUAACAGGGACACUGGACCAAUGCAUUGUUCACCAAGGAACUUUGACCCUGGAUCCCAGGUCAGGCUUCCUAGCCUCUGGAAUGUCAUCCGAAGCAAUGUGCUUUUAUUUAUUUAUUUUUUAACUGGCUGUGAAUGAUUCUCAGGUAUAAAAUAACAUGAAAGAGCAGA
Phodopus roborovskii (desert hamster) is the source of this 3702-nucleotide messenger RNA. RefSeq names its product hephaestin like 1 (gene Hephl1). Gene Ontology annotation, molecular function: copper ion binding; ferroxidase activity. Gene Ontology annotation, biological process: iron ion transport. The transcript has 20 exons. The record is from RefSeq and is a predicted model, not a curated record. Gene Ontology annotation, cellular component: plasma membrane. NCBI's taxonomy places the organism in Eukaryota, Metazoa, Chordata, Mammalia, Rodentia, Cricetidae. The coding region runs from base 1 to 3477 and encodes 1158 amino acids.